Messenger RNA from Dermacentor albipictus, 3065 nucleotides. Its product is annotated as follistatin-related protein 5-like. Gene Ontology annotation, molecular function: protein binding. The record is from RefSeq and is a predicted model, not a curated record. Lineage: Eukaryota; Metazoa; Arthropoda; Arachnida; Ixodida; Ixodidae. Gene Ontology annotation, biological process: cell differentiation; regulation of BMP signaling pathway; multicellular organism development.
GCUCGCGUGCCGCCGGUCCACUGCAGUGAAAAAAGCAGUCAGGAGUCGUUAGGCGCGGAGCGUUGUUGUGGAGCUCGCCGGCGGGGUGCUCGCAUAGUCGCGCGGCUCGGUACGACGUUCGUGCAGCGGCUAUUUAGGCAAGGUCCGGGGUCUCGCAAGGAGGAGGAGUAGUCCUACACCUUCCGUCCAAGCGGUGCAGAAGGGAGCCCGAAGCAGCAUGAGGCUGAGCGGAGGGUGGCACCAGCGGCUCCUACUCGCUCUCCUGCUCGCGGUGUGCAGCGUCAGCGCAAAGUCUCGCCACAACCGGGAUGGCAGCGCAACCUACGUGGAGGAAGAUGAAGACAAGUUCCUCAGCAGCGAGGACUCGGUCGCACCGACUGCGCCCAAAGCACUGCCUCUUGAUUUUGAUUUGUGCGAGACCAUGGUGUGCGGUCGGGGCCGCCAGUGCGAGCUGAACGACGCCGGCGAGGCAAGCUGCGUCUGCCAGAAGUCUUGCAAGAAGAGGCGCAAGCCCGUGUGCGGCUCGGACGGCAACUACUACAUCAACCACUGCGAGCUGCACCGGGCCGCCUGUCUCGCGGGAAAGCCAAUCGCCAUCGACCACCGCGGAAACUGCAAUCGGGUUGAGCACGAGAGUUCUACGGAGAAGACCAACUCUACCCAGCAGGGCCCGGAGAGCAAGAUGGACAGGACUGAGGUGCCUUCUUCGUGGACGAAUAUGCCGUCACACGAGACAAAGGUGGCCACGACCACAGAGUCCGAGGAUUCAACGCAGCAGGACUGUACCCAACAGGAGUACGACUUCAUGAAAGAGAAUCUACUGCUCUACAACAACGCCAAGAUGACAGAUAACAAGAAGACAGGCAACGAGUACCUGGUGAGCAUCAUGUUCUCGCACUACGACCACAACCACAACGGGCUGCUGGAGGCCGAGGAGCUGUGGAAGGCCGGCGAGGAAGACCGGCUCGGCCAACUGUCCACCGUGUGCAUACUGGCCGACAUGCUGCUCUUCGACGACGCCAACCACGAUGGCCGGCUCAACAUCAACGAGUUCUAUCUUGCCUUUAGUAAGUUAUACAGCGUCUCAGUUGUGUCGCUGGAUAAGUCUCUCGAGGUAAACCACGUGACUGCUCGUGUUGGCGACAAUGUCGAGAUCAAGUGUGACGUCACCGGGACUCCUCCGCCUCCAAUCGUAUGGCGUCGCAACAACAUGGACCUGUCCUCGCUAAGCGAAGACGAGAUCAAGGUGUUCGUUGAUGGCUCCCUAUACCUUACCAACGUUCAACUGGUCCACUCUGGAAACUACACAUGCCACGCCCAGAGAAAUCAUGACGUGAUCCAAACACACAUUCUGCACGUUCAAACAAUGCCCGAGGUUCGGGUGAUUCCAAAGCUUCAGUCGCGCGCACCAGGUGAACUGGCCGAGAUGGAGUGUCACGUGACGGGAGUCCCUACUCCGCGGGUCACAUGGCUGAAGAACGACGAAGGCCUUCGAGUCGCCACCGACAAGUACACUAUAAUCGGAAACGGGACAGCCUUAAUGGUCGGCAAGAUUACCUACAGCGACACCGGAGCGUACAUGUGCGUUGCGUCGAAUCCCGCUGGAUCCACAAGGGACAUCAGCUCGCUCGUUGUCCAAGACCAGCCAACUCCAACGGCCCCGUCCGAGGAGCGCCGGUUCUUCACCUUCCACGACUGGGGUGUGGCAGUGUACGAUCCGGACAACUGCCGUCUCUACCACCAGAUCCAAAGCGUGGAUAUCAUCCCAGGCACGCAGGAGUACGUGUGUGGCGAUCGGGGCGCCAACUGUUCCUGGGGUCGUGCCAUCAACGUGGCCGAUCGAUACGUCUACGUCUCCCAGCCGACCAAGGGCCGCGUGCUGAUCAUAUCGCGCAUACAGAUGGUCGUCGUCGAUGUGGUGGUGACGGACAAGUUCCCCGUGGACCUUCACUACGUGCCACACCUGGACCAGGUGUGGGUUCUUUGCUGGCGAGGCCCCGUGGACCGUGGCACCAAGACCAUCCAGAUCAUUCGCGACGCCAGCCAGAAGAAGAAGCAUCACACCGUGCACCCAGAGCCAGUCGAUGGACAUUUUGACCUGGUGAGCGGGCUGUUCAUCCCGCCGACGCAGGACCUCGGUUAUCCUUGGAAAUAUGGCUACGUAGUCCACACCAACCAGCGCGGCAUGUACAAGAUGGACCUGCGGGCCAUGAAGUACAUCAAGACCGUCGAUCUGACGCCCUACAACUGUGCCCCAGCAAGCGCCGACUUUGCCUCCCUGGGGGGCUUCGUGAUCCUGGAGUGCCUGGAACCCAUCACUCAGCGGCCCAUGGGCCAGAUCCUGCUCGACUACCUCACCGACACGGUGCUUUCGCACAAGACCAACCUCUUCGGCCGUCCGCGCGUCUCACCCGACUCGCGGCACGUUAUCACGCUGCAGAGUGCCAACAACAGCGUCGUCAUAGUAGCUCAGGAGGUCACCGAGCAAGGUCUACGGUUCCUGUUCGACGUGAAGACAACGUUGCAGAUCAGCGACGCAACUUUCUUCACGUCGCGCACAAGCCACAGCUACGACUUGUACGCCAGCUCGUCCACCAAGGAGGACAUUCUUUUGGUGAACCUGCAGGACGGCAAGGUCGAGGUCAUCACGGGCACGGGCCGCGCGAUCGAUCCACGCGGCGCACGCUGGGGCAACGCCAACCGGCCCAUCAGCAGCGCGGGCGUCUUCGGCACCUACAUGGUCACCACGGCCAGCGAGGCUGUCUUCGUGCUCAACGGCAAGACGCGCACUGUCAACUGCGAGAUCGGCAAUGUCGUCCAUCCGCGAAUGAUGGUUUGGGUGCGCUCGCCCUAAACUCGCCCCUCUUCUCUCCGCCUGUCACGCUGCCCCCGCCUUUUCCCUCGACCAAUUCCAGCCUAUGGCUCUCUCUCUCUCUUCUCUCUCAGUUUCUUUUUCUCUUUCUUUUACGGUUAUUUCAGGCAUGUAUGAGGCAAAGAACAGCGCCGUUGCUUAAAUCGGCAGCGAGAUGUGGCGCGUUUCUGGCCUAGACGAAAAUCUGUGCAUC